AUGAGCCCGGGCCCCGAGCGCAUCCCCGGGCAGGGCGGCCUGCUGGCCCUGACGCUGCUGCUGGCCCUGCUGGCCUGCGGCCUCUCGGCGCUGACCUGCGCGCGCCUGGCUGCGCUGCAAAUGGAGCUGGGCGGCCUCCGGGCGCAGCUGCGGGCAACCCGGGACACCCCGGAUCCCGCGGCUCCCUGGGCCCUGGAAGGGCUCCCGGCACCCCCAGAUGCGGGGAGAAGCAGCUCCAGGCACGGCGGCAGGAGUAAACGUACUGUGGCUCAGGGUGAGAAGGAAACAGUCACUCAAGAUUGUUUGCAACUGAUCGCAGAUGGCGACAUGCCUAUUAUACAGAAAGGCGAGUACACCUUCGUCCCCUGGGCUCUCAGCUUCAAGCGAGGCCAAGCCUUAGAAGAGAGGGAGAACAAGAUCGUGGUCAAAGAGGCGGGCUACUUCUUCAUCUACAGCCAGGUCUUGUACACCGGCAGCACCUUCGCCAUGGGCCACCUGAUUCAGAGGAAGAAAGUCCACGUGUUCGGGGAUGAGCUGAACCUGGUGACUCUGUUCCGGUGCAUCCAGAACAUGCCCGCCACGUUGCCCAAUAACUCCUGCUACUCGGCCGGUAUCGCCAGGCUGGAAGUAGGUGACGAGCUUCAACUCAGCAUCCCACGCAAGAAUGCCAGUUUCUCCCGAGACGGGGACGGCACCUUCUUUGGGGCACUGAAGCUCCUGUGACCCACAGUCCUGGCGUGGGGCUCUUCCCUUCCGUCUUUCCCUCUGUACCUCCAGUGAGAAACGUGGGGGCUGAAAAUGCCAAAAAGAUUCAACACACACACACAAACACACACAUGAACUCACCAUGGGGCCUUCCUUGUCUGCCAGCUUCUUCGUUUUGCUUUGGCUGUACCCAGACCCAGCAGGAAAUCUGGCCACAGCCGAGCCUUGUCAUAUGAAUGCUGAGAAGGCCAGCCCAUGCCAGGAAAGGUCAAAGGGGAAAAA
Molecule: messenger RNA, 987 nt
Organism: Suncus etruscus (white-toothed pygmy shrew)
Lineage: Eukaryota; Metazoa; Chordata; Mammalia; Eulipotyphla; Soricidae
Gene: TNFSF13B
Product: TNF superfamily member 13b
Exons: 6
Coding region: 1-723 (240 amino acids)
Biological process (GO): immune response
Cellular component (GO): membrane
Molecular function (GO): tumor necrosis factor receptor binding; receptor ligand activity
Source: RefSeq, a predicted model, not a curated record